This is a messenger RNA of Drosophila serrata, 1135 nucleotides long. Its product is annotated as J domain-containing protein CG6693. Gene Ontology annotation, molecular function: heat shock protein binding. Gene Ontology annotation, cellular component: cytoplasm; nucleus. The record is from RefSeq and is a predicted model, not a curated record. Lineage: Eukaryota; Metazoa; Arthropoda; Insecta; Diptera; Drosophilidae.
AUUUCCUGGUAUUUUUUGGUUUCUCUUUGUGCGGUCACACCAAUGGAGCGUUUUGGCGCAUUUUGAGCUUGUAUUUGUGCCGAAAAGUAAAAACAACAAAUUUUCAACAAAAUUUGCAAUGUCGACGCUGGAGUUGUGCGAAAAAUUCUUUGGGACUCGAGAUGUGUACAAGCUGCUGGACCUGAAGAAGACGGCCAGCGAGAAGGAGGUGAAGAAAGCCUAUCACAAGCUCUCGCUGCUGGUCCAUCCAGACCGAGUGCCCGAGGACCAGAAGGAGGAGGCCACCGAGAAGUUCAAGGUGCUGUCCAAGCUGUACCAGGUGCUGACGGACACCCAGAAGCGCGCCCUCUACGAUGAGCAGGGUCUCAUAGAUGACGACGAUGGGGUCGAGAACAAGCUGUCCUCGUGGCUGGACCUAUGGAGCAAGAUAUUCAAGCCCAUCAGUGAGGAGGACAUCAACAACUUUGAGAAGGAUUACAUCGACUCAGAGAUGGAGCGCAGGGACAUCACAAAGGCCUAUCUGGGGGGCAAGGGCUGCAUAAACUACUUGAUGAAUCACAUACCUUUCAUGAAGGUGGAGGACGAGCCGCGCAUUAAGAAGAUCGUCGAGGGGAUGAUUGCAGCCGGUGAAGUGCCAGAGUACAAAAUCUUCACCGAAGAGCCUGCCGCCAAGCGAAAGAAGCGUCACCAGAAGUACGCCCGUGAGUCCAAGGAGGCCGAGGUCAUUAAGCAGCGCAUUCAGCGGCAAAAGAAGGAGAAGGACGAACAGGAUCUGGCGGCCAACGGUGGCGACCUGCAACAAAUGAUUCUGGCGCGUCGCAAUCAGCGUGAAUCCAACUUCGGCACACUUAUGGACCGCCUGAUAGAGAAGUACGGUGACGAGGAUGACUCCGAUACUGUCGACUUCAGCUCCUUCGAAACUAAGAAGAAGAAGCCAAAGAAGACCACCAAGCAAACGCCUAAAAAGAAGCUGAGUGGAGUCAAGACUGGCAGGGUGGACAAGGCUAAGCACUAGAGCCAACCUCUACUACUAUCGUAUAGUCACCUAAAUUUUUGUAUUUUGUAGUUAUAGUUUUAAUUACUCAUAUGUAUUUAUCCAUGUACGAAUAUUUUGCAUAAAUGAUGCACAAGAGAG